Messenger RNA from Dermochelys coriacea (leatherback sea turtle), 5285 nucleotides. RefSeq names its product TBC1 domain containing kinase (gene TBCK). Gene Ontology annotation, molecular function: ATP binding; protein kinase activity; GTPase activator activity. Gene Ontology annotation, biological process: protein phosphorylation; activation of GTPase activity. The record is from RefSeq and is a predicted model, not a curated record. The transcript is spliced from 31 exons. NCBI's taxonomy places the organism in Eukaryota, Metazoa, Chordata, Testudines, Dermochelyidae. The coding region runs from base 48 to 2846 and encodes 932 amino acids.
UACAUACCUCCGCAAAGAGCCCGCGUCCGUACCUCACGUUGCAAAUAAUGCAGUUGCUCGGCAUCAGCAACGUCCCCGCUUUCCCGGAAACCCGGGUCCUUUUCCUAGCGCCGGCGCUCAGUGGUGAGGAGUGUGCACUGCUAGGAAGGAUUAAAGGGGAAAAAAUGUUUCCCUUGAAGGAUGCCGUGAUGGGUGCCUCCACUUUCUUUGCUUCAGCUCUGCCACAUGAUGUUUGUGGAAGCAAUGGUCUUCCUCUGACACCAAACUCCAUCAAAAUUUUGGGCCGUUUUCAAAUCCUUAAGACAAUCACUCAUCCCAGACUUUGUCAGUAUGUGGACAUUUCUAGAGGAAAGCAUGAGAGGCUGGUGGUGACUGCUGAACACUGUGAAAAGAAUCUGCAAGAUUUGCUGCGGGAUGGGAAACCUGUGAGCUUUUCAAGGAUUUUACGCAUAGCAUUUGAAGUAUUGCAGGGCUUGCAAUAUAUGAACAAACGAGGAAUGGUCCACCGAGCACUCUCCCCUCACAAUAUUCUCCUGGAUCGAGAGGGACAUAUUAAAUUGGCUAAGUUUGGACUAUACCACAUGACAGCUCAUGGUGUUGAUGUUGAUUUUCCUAUAGGGUACCCAUCAUACCUGGCACCUGAAGUAAUUGCACAGGGAUUUGUCAAACCUAGUGAUCACACUCAGUGUGAGAAGCUGCUGCCCUCUGGCCCUAAAUCAGACGUGUGGUCUCUUGGUAUUAUAUUAUUUGAGCUUUGUGUGGGUAGAAAACUGUUCCAGAGCUUGGAUAUAGCUGAAAAACUAAAACUUCUGCUUACAUUAGGCUGCAUGGAUGACAUUGUAACCGUAUUAGCUGAAGAACAUGGUUGUCUGGACAUUAUUAAGGAGCUUCCUCAAAAUGCCAUAGCUCUACUGAAGAAAUUCCUUACAUUUCAACCUUCCAAAAGGCCAACUCCAGACCAGUUACUGUGUGACAAUCUGUUCAGUGAAGUGGCCUCUGUACACCCUCCCUUCCACAAACCUGUCAAUCUGUUCUCCUCCUCUCUGAGAUGUGCUAAUUUAACUCUUCCAGAGGACAUCACUCAGCUGUGUAAAGAUGAAGACUGUGACUACCUAGCAGAAAGAUCGAUUGAAGAGGUGUAUUAUCUCUGGUGUUUGGCUGGAGGAGACUUGGAGAAAGAACUUGUCAACAAGGAAAUCAUUCGAUCAAAACCACCCAUCUGCACGCUCCCCAACUUUUUGUUUGAAGAUGGUGAGAGCUUUGGGCAAGGACGAGAUAGAAGUUCUCUCCUAGAUGACACAACUGUGAUACUGUCGCUGUGUCAACUCAGAAAUAGACUGAAAGAUGUUGGUGGGGAAGCAUUUUAUCCAUUGCUUGAGGACGAGCAGUCAAAUUUACCCCAUUCAAACAGUAAUAAUGAACUAUCUGCAGCAGCCAAUCUUCCUCUGAUCAUCCGAGAGAGGGACACGGAGUACCAACUACACAGAAUUGUUCUAUUUGACAGACUACUGAAGGCUUAUCCAUACAAAAAAAAUCAAGUCUGGAAGGAAGCCAGAGUUGACAUUCCUCCACUUAUGAGAGGUUUAACUUGGGCUGCCCUGCUGGGUGUUGAGGGUGCCAUUCAAGCAAAGUAUGAUGCUAUUGAUAAGGACACUCCAAUUCCUACAGAUAGACAAAUUGAGGUUGAUAUUCCUCGCUGUCAUCAGUACGAUGAGCUGCUGUCAUCACCAGAGGGUCAUGCAAAAUUUAGACGGGUAUUAAAGGCAUGGGUAGUUUCCCAUCCUGAUCUUGUGUACUGGCAAGGUCUUGAUUCACUUUGUGCACCAUUUCUAUACUUGAAUUUUAACAAUGAAGCUCUUGCAUAUGCCUGCAUGUCUGCUUUUAUUCCCAAGUACCUGUAUAACUUCUUUUUGAAGGAUAAUUCUCAUGUCAUUCAAGAAUACCUGACGGUGUUCUCCCAGAUGAUUGCAUUCCAUGAUCCAGAGCUGAGUAACCAUCUCAAUGAAAUUGGCUUUAUUCCAGAUCUGUAUGCUAUUCCUUGGUUUCUCACAAUGUUUACACAUGUCUUUCCACUGCACAAGAUUUUUCAUCUGUGGGAUACAUUAUUGCUUGGCAAUUCUUCCUUCCCAUUCUGUAUUGGAGUGGCUAUUCUGCAACAACUGCGGGACCGGCUUCUGGCUAAUGGAUUCAAUGAAUGCAUUCUGCUCUUUUCAGAUUUACCAGAAAUUGACAUUGAACGUUGUGUCCGUGAAUCGGUCAACCUUUUUUGCUGGACCCCUAAGAGUGCAACAUACAGGCAACAUGCACAGCCUCCAAAGCAAGCCAGUGAGGGCAAUGGCUCAAGAGGUUCAAUGUCCUGCUUCACAACAGAUUAUCAGGAUGCACCUAAAAGUGACCUGUCUAGGGACUCUAUCCAGUUGAAUGACCUGAAAGCAGAAAUGUCACCACGGAUUUCAGCAGAAGAUCUGAUUGACUUGUGUGAGCUGACGGGACCUAGUCACUUCAAAACGCCUACAAAGAAAACCAAAAAUAGCAAGCCAAAACUGCUUGUAGUUGACAUCCGUAAUAGCGAAGACUUUAAUCGCGGCCACAUUUCAGGCAGCAUCAACAUUCCAUUUGGCUCAGCAUUCACUGCGGAAGGAGAGCUCGUCCAGUGCCCUGCUACUGCCACACUCCAGAGCUUCAGAGGAAGAGUUGUUGUGAUUGUAGGACAUGUGAUGAAGAACACGGCUUCUUUUGCAGCUCAUCUAGUGCAAAUCAAAUAUCCAAGAGUCUGCAUUCUGGAUGGAGGCAUAAACAAGAUCAAGCCAACUGGUCUUCUGACAGUUCCUUCUCCACAGAUAUGAGCCACUACAAAUUUUGAGAGAAUUUAAAGUUAAAGGGUUCCGUCGACUGUAUGUGAGCAUCAUAAAAACCCUAAGGGCAUUAAGACAUCUGCAGUAUACAAGAAAUCCAGAUUAUUAGUGUCUUUCCAUGUGGCUCUGGAGUGAAAGAGCUUUGAUUUUAUCAUUUGAUAUGGAAUUUCAGUUGGACUGGAUGAAAAAUGUGAAGCUUUAAGUCUGGCAAGGGACUUCUUUCAGCAGCAAUGAAAUCUGCAUCGAGCAUUGUCAGGUUCCAGUAGAAAAGCAGUGUAGCUCAGCUUGCGAAGCAAAUUGAUGUCAGAGAUGACUAUCUGUUUUUGGAAGAAGGUUAUAUAGUCUCCCAGGAGUGAGGUCGAUGGGAGGCAGUGCCGAGGAUGUCUCUACUCUUGGUGAAAACCACAAGGCAAAAAAUCUCAUUAGCUCUUGGCCAGGGGAUGAUAUGCAGCCAGAGCACUCUAUGUACAUACAGUACGUUCCCCAUCAUACAGUACAGCUUGUAAUUGGUGAAUGCUUCUAGGCUGAUGUUGAAAAUCUGCCAAGCUGUCAAUCGCAGUCUAAAGUGUAAAACAGCUUGGAAAGCCCCUGUGAGUGAAGAAGAGUCAGUCUGGCAGAAGACUGGAAUAUUGAGCGUAAUACAGAUUUGUCAGUCUAUCAUCACUUGAAGAACGAAUAUCGUUUAGGAGCGAUAUGUCCAGGCAAAACCUAUUUUGAUACCCUGGAUCUUGGGGGGAAUCGUAACUGCUGAAGUUGGGAGUCACAAGGUGAGGACUGAGGUGCUGCAUUGGAACAGGAGCACUGGAACCUGGGUCUCCCACUGCCUAGGGGGCUGGUGACAAUUCAAUAAACUCCGGCAAUCAAAUCAGGCAGAGUAAUUUUUAGAGGUGAGUGAUGAACUAUCCAGGGUACUCUUUGACUAGGGGUGGUUUGGAGCCAUUAUAUGCUGUACAUCAACAAAGCGAAUAUGUAGCUGUUUAUAGUAUUAAUCUUGCCUCUUGCUAUAAUGUUCAUUUGUUUAUCCCAUUCAAGCAUAGACAGUGGCAUAAUAAGGUUGUAUACUGUACUACAGAUGAAAGGUCCAUUCACUACUUAUGAAAUUAAUGAAAGUUCAGAGAUCCCAAAUCCUCCAAUUGGUACAUGCCUGCACAUUUGCAUGUUGAAAGGGCAGAAGAAAUGCACUGACCUGUGAUACACCAUCUGCACUAACAAAACUUCCAUAUGCCCAGUCCUAAUUGCAAAAUGAUUAAAACCUGGGUGGGUCUUUCUUCUGGGGAUGAAAUGCCAUUUUACCUGAACCUCCAAGGGCUGUAACAUGUUUUAACUGUCUUACCAAAUCAUAUCUUGGUACAAAGUAUGUUUUAAUCCUUUUAGGAUGAGCUAACAAACACACUGUAGAUUUGCUAACCCAAGGUAUGUCCCAAUAAAAGUUUGAAAUUAGGACUUUGUCUUGCAAUGUCAUCCUUAUGGACAGGGUGUGCAAGACUAGACAGGUUUUUGUUGAAACCAGAAAUAACUUUUAUAAGAUCAUACAUAAUGAUACAUUGAGCUUACAUUUAAUUAAAAGGUCAUAAGGCCUUUUGUCUUCUGGCUGUACCUUUUUGAAAUAUUAAGGUUGUCUCCCUAGAACAACAAUCUAACUUUGCUUCUAACUUUCUUAAAGAUAAGUUUGUCAAAUUUAAAAUUGAUUUUCAAUGCUGAUAAAGUUUUUUCAUUUAAAAAAGGCUAGACAAGCCAAGUAGAGAAAUUCAACAUUUCUCCACAGAGUUGUACAUUUAUCACACCCAAAAUGGAUGACUAAAAGAAAAAGCCCAAUAUUCUGAUAAAUAUUAAUUCCAUCUAGAACUAACAUUUUAGCUCUAAACGUUCUGUUGCAGUUUUCUGAGCAGUCUGGCAAGGACCUUGUACAGAUGCAAGAUUCAGUGGCCAGUUAUAUUUCAAUGCAUUAGAGCAACUGACUCACUUGUGCUGCUUAGAUAGUAACAAUUUACUAUCGGCACAGAUUGUGGCCUAUCCUAUUAAUUGUCAAUAGCAAAACUGCCGCUGACUUCAACAAACUCAAUGCUGCAGAUUGUAAAAGCACCUCCUUGGAGGUGCUCAGCAUCCUACACUCCCAGAGAGAUCAAUGGGAGUUAACAAUAGGCAGCGUCUUGCUCAUCAGCUGGUGUAAACUAGUUUAGUACUAUGACAAUCCAUUGAAUUACACACCAGAGUACACCAGCUGAGGAUCUGGCCCUUUGUUUUCAGUCAUAACCUCAUGUAAAAAAAAUCACACUAGUAUUUAGGGCCAAAAGAUAGAAAACGUCAGGACACUGCUGAUUUAUCAGUGCUCACCAGCAGAGGGUCAAAGAAUACACAGAGCUCACAUACUGUAUUUUAGCUUGAAAACACAGCUGCCAUUUACCUUGCAGCUGAACUCCGUAAAUAUAA